Molecule: messenger RNA, 2309 nt
Organism: Coffea eugenioides
Lineage: Eukaryota; Viridiplantae; Streptophyta; Magnoliopsida; Gentianales; Rubiaceae
Product: peptidyl-prolyl cis-trans isomerase FKBP43-like
Exons: 13
Coding region: 106-1989 (627 amino acids)
Molecular function (GO): peptidyl-prolyl cis-trans isomerase activity
Source: RefSeq, a predicted model, not a curated record
CCUUCAAAUCUUUGUUACACUUUCCUUUCUCCUGGGUUUGAAGAUUUCAGACAGAAAAACAAAUUAAUCAAACCCUGAAUAGUUCAAAACUUUUCUUCUACAAGAAUGGCUUUCUGGGGAAUUGAAGUGAAACCGGGAAAGCCCGUUACUCAUUCUUUUGAUAAAGUACGUCGAAGGCUACGAAUUUCCCAGGCCACACUGGGAAUCGGAUCAGCAAUAACAAAGAGUUUAGUCCAAUGUAAUGUGGGGAACAAGAGUCCUGUUUUUCUAUGUGCAUUAUUGCCUGAUAAGACAGAAUCAUGCCACUUGGAUUUGGAAUUUGAGGAGGCGGAUGAUGUGGUUUUUUCUGUUAUUGGUCCUCGAAGCGUUUACCUUACUGGUUACUAUGUUAGCAAUGAUCAGCAUCCAGCUCUGAACAGUGAUACAGAGUCGUAUGGCGAGGAUAUUGCAAAUACUGAGACAGAAGAAUCUGGUUUACGUAGUGAUGAGGAUGAAUAUGAAGAUAGCUUUAUUGAUGAUAGUGAUCCGGUGUUGUCACCACCUUCACCUGAUGGAGUUGUUAAGGAGAUGGACGAUGUGAAGGAGAUGAGAGAAAGGAAAGGCAGUAAACGACUGCAAGGGAAGAAAUUUGUUAUAAUUGAUUCUGAUGACGAAACUACUUCUCAGGAGAGUGAAGAUGAUGAUAAUCACCUUAUAUCUGCAUCUAAGAAUAAUAUGGUUGCAAAAGACAAGGUAACAGUUGAAACAAUUGCUGAGCCAGCAGAUUGUGGUGCUUCUGGCCAUGAAUCAAAGGAAAAAGCUGAUCCUGUUACCAUGCCAAAAGAACCGAAGAGGAAAACCCUACCAUGUAAUGCAUCAUUUCCUGCUGAUGAAGUCAAAUUAGAUAAAGAGAUGGAGCCAAAGGAAAUCAGGUGCCUCUCCCAGGAGGCAGAAACUUUUGAAGAUAAUUCUGUUAACCCUAUUGAUUCCCCUGUACAUCAAGUUCACGCAAAUUUGGCAAAGGUUGAUGAUGCAUCUGGGAGUCUGCAUGCAAGUAAAAAAGAAGAUAAGAGCGAACUUGCUCCUGUAAACAACAAAAAGUCGAAGAGAAAAAGGAAAGAACAAGCUGAUGGUGACAAAAUUAUUGAAGGCAGCAAUAGUAAUCACAAGAAGUCCCUAAAAGAGGAUAAAGUCAUGCAAGCUGUAGCUGAGACUGAUAACAAGGAACAAGAUCUUCCUAUGCCCAAUGAAUCUAACCAAGAACCAACUAUUAAUGGGAAAAUUGAUCUUGAUGGUCCUAGUUCAUUGCCUCAUCCUGAGAAAGACCAACCUUCAAAGAAAAGAAGGAAAAAGGGUAGCAUCAAAGAGAGGUCUGAUGGAAGUAAUGAUGCUACCUCUAAAAGAAUUCUUGUGGAUGAUCAGUUGAAGGAAAAUCUCCUAAAGGAUGAGAAAAUUGUCAGUGAUAUGCCUGCAACAACUUCAGAAGAUAAGAAACAGACUGCUGAUGAAGGCACAAACUUCGACUUUGCAGCUGAAGGAAAUCAACUUGAGAAACCCAAAAAGAAGAAAAAGAAGGCCAAAACUGUUGACAAUAAAGAAAACAUGAAUGUGAGUGGAUCACUUUUGUCUGAAAAUGAGUCUAGAGAACCAUCCAAAUCAUGUCAAGUAAGGACCUUGUCAAAUGGAUUAGUUAUAGAGGAGCUGGCAUUGGGCGAACAAGAAGGAAAAAUAGCUGCUAUUGGGAAAAAGGUCAAAGUUUAUUAUACUGGCAUGCUAAAGGAGAGUGGACAUGUAUUUGACUCUAAUGUUGGCAACUCCCCCUACAAGUUUCGUCUAGGAGAUGAAGCAAUUAUUGGGGGAUGGAAUAUUGGUCUCGAAGGCAUGCAUGUCGGUGAUAAGAGAAGACUAAUCAUCCCACCAGCAUUGGGUUAUGGGAGCAAGGGAGCUGGAGAAAAUGUGCCGCCAAAUUCGUGGCUGGUGUAUGAUGUUGAAUUGGCUGGUGUCCGUUGAUAUAAUGGUUUUAUUUCCACAAAGAGGGGGAAAAAAAAGAACCUCAUGCAAGGAGAGGCAGCCUAAAGUAAAAUGGUGUUUUAAUUUGGGAUCUGAAGUAAGCUUGUUAGAGUACUAGAUGAUCAAUGGGUUCUGAAAAGAUGUAUUUUUGUGUAACAAUGGAUCAUGCAGGAGGAUUUUAUUGUGGAACACAUAUGUCUGUAGUGAUGCUAAAAGCUAGAAGGAAGACAUUGGGGCAUCACCCUGAAGAAUAUUGUAUCAUCACCCUACCUCAAUCCUGCAACGUUAUUGAAUCUACAAAUUUCUUAUCUUUGCCAAAG